GUGAACUUAUGCUGCUGAAUGAAGCAACGUUUUUGGAUAAUUUAAAAACGCGUUAUUAUAAAGACAAAAUUUAUACUUAUGUGGCCAAUAUACUCAUUGCUGUGAAUCCAUAUCGUGAAAUCACUGAUCUCUACUCUUCAGCUACAAUUAAAACGUAUACUGGACGUUCCUUGGGCGAACUGCCGCCACAUGUGUUUGCUAUAGCUGAUAAGGCUAUACGUGAUAUGCGCGUACUCAAAUCGUCACAAUCUAUUAUCGUAUCUGGCGAAUCGGGUGCUGGCAAAACAGAAUCUACCAAGUAUUUGCUUAAAUAUUUAUGUCAUUCCAGCGAUAGUGCCGGUCCCAUUGAACAGAAAAUUUUAGAUGCCAAUCCCGUACUUGAGGCUUUUGGUAAUGCAAAAACUACGCGUAACAACAAUUCCUCCCGUUUCGGCAAAUUCAUUGAAGUGCACUAUGAUGCCAAGUGCCAAGUGGUUGGCGGUUAUAUAUCACACUAUCUGCUGGAGAAGAGUCGUAUUUGUACGCAAAGUUCUGAGGAACGCAACUAUCAUGUAUUCUUUAUGUUGCUAGCAGGUGCACCGCAACAGCUGCGUGAUAAGCUGAAUCUUGGUAAACCAGAUGAUUAUCGGUAUCUCUCUGGCUGUACGCAGUAUUUUGCCAACGCGAAGACAGAGCAACUUAUUCCGGCUGCUCAAAAGUCCAAGAGUCAUGUGAAAAAGGGUCCCCUGAAGGAUCCUAUUAUCGAUGAUUAUAAUCAUUUUCAAAAUCUCGAUCGUGCACUGGGUCGAUUGGGUUUGAGUGAAAUAAAUAAACUGGAAAUUUAUUCAUUGGUGGCUGCCGUAUUACAUUUGGGUAAUAUUUCGUUUGAAGAGAUACCAGAUGACGCACGAGGUGGUUGUCAAGUCUCAGAGUCUUCUGAGAAAUCUCUCACCAUCACAUCAAAAUUGCUGGGUGUUGAUCCAUCGGAACUCAGACAGGCACUGGUGUCGCGUGUAAUGCAAAGCAAAGGUGGCGGUUUCAAGGGCACAGUAAUAAUGGUGCCCUUGAAAAUUUAUGAGGCCAGCAAUGCGCGCGAUGCGCUUGCCAAGGCCAUCUACAGCCGCCUUUUUGAUCGUAUCGUGGCGCUGAUUAAUCAAAGCAUCCCCUUCCAAGUCUCAAAUUUCUAUAUUGGCGUCUUGGAUAUUGCCGGUUUCGAGUACUUCACUGUGAAUUCGUUUGAGCAAUUUUGCAUUAAUUACUGCAAUGAGAAAUUGCAAAAAUUCUUCAAUGACAACAUUCUUAAGAACGAGCAAGAGCUGUACAAAAGUGAGGGAUUGAAUGUGCCGGAAAUCACAUUCACCGAUAAUCAGGAUAUUAUCGAUUUAAUUGAAGCGAAAGCAAACGGUAUUUAUACUCUAUUGGAUGAGGAGUCAAAGUUGCCAAAGCCAUCGGCACAACACUUCACGGCCGAGGUGCAUAAGGCGUGGUCAAACCAUUUCCGCUUGGGCUUGCCGCGUUCAUCGCGCUUGAAGGCGCAUCGCACGCUAAGAGAUGAAGAUGGUUUCCUUGUGCGUCACUUUGCCGGCGCUGUCUGUUACAAUACGGAACAAUUUAUAGAGAAAAACAAUGAUGCAUUGCAUGCUUCCUUGGAGGGUUUGGUGCAGGAGUGCGAAAAUCCGUUGCUGAAAACACUAUUUCCUUCUGGUAGUAACACCGCGUUGCGCGGCAAAUUGAAUUUCAUUUCUGUGGGCUCGAAAUUCAAAAGCCAACUGGCUGAGUUGAUGGAGAAAUUGGAGAAGAAUGGCACUAAUUUUAUACGCUGCAUUAAGCCUAACAGCAAAAUGAUAGAUCGUGAUUUCGAGGGUGGGCUAGCACUUGCACAGCUUAAAUGCUCUGGCACUAUUUCCGUGCUGGAGCUUAUGGAGCAUGGUUAUCCAUCACGUGUGCCAUUCGCCGAUCUCUACAAUAUGUAUAAAUCGGUCCUGCCACCCGAAUUGGUCAAGUUACCACCGCGCACUUUCUGCGAAGCUAUGUUACAAUCGCUUAAUCUUAGCUCAAAGGAUUUCAAGUUUGGCGUGAAGAAAGUUUUCUUCCGCCCUGGCAAGUUCGUUGAAUUCGAUCGUAUUAUGAAAUCAGAUCCCGAGAAUCUUUUAGCCAUUGUCUCUAAGGUGAAAAAGUGGUUAAUACGUUCGCGGUGGGUGAAAUCUAUAUUGGGUGCGGUGUGU
This is a messenger RNA of Rhagoletis zephyria (snowberry fruit fly), 2204 nucleotides long. RefSeq names its product Myosin heavy chain 95F jaguar (gene jar). Gene Ontology annotation, biological process: actin filament organization; actin filament-based movement. Gene Ontology annotation, molecular function: actin filament binding; ATP binding; microfilament motor activity. Gene Ontology annotation, cellular component: plasma membrane; endocytic vesicle; actin cytoskeleton. The record is from RefSeq and is a predicted model, not a curated record. NCBI's taxonomy places the organism in Eukaryota, Metazoa, Arthropoda, Insecta, Diptera, Tephritidae.